GUCACAUACUGUAGCAUGUGUUUCCACAUCACUACAACUUUAAGGAGAGGGACAUUCCUGCGCGUUUCUGCAGGAAAUCACAUGGAGGUGCCAUCGCACUCACAUGACAUCUAAACUAUGGCAGCGGACAUCAAUGAAGGAUCUGUCCCUUCAUACUAUCGUGAAAUACAUCAAGCCAUCUGCUCCAGAACUGAUGAACGAGUGCCAAUCAGUGUUUUCCAAAGAGUUCUCAGCAGAACAUCUCUCUCCGCCACCGUUCAAAACCAGAUAGCUGAACAUGUAAACAGUGGUGAUGGAUUCCUAAAUAAAGUCUCGCUGUAUAAAGGUUUGGCUCUCAUUGCCCUUGCUCAACAAGGAAAACCACCAAGUCCCAAACUGCUGGAGAAUUUCAUACAAGAGUUCCCGAAGCCUCAGCUGGGAGAGCCGAAGGAGCUUCAGAGUCUGAAGAUGCAGCCGGUUCAGGAGAAUCCUUUGAACUUGUCUUUGACCCUGGCAGAGCUGUUGAAGAAGGACACCAUCAAAGUUGAGCUCAUUCCCGAGAAGAAGGGGCUGUUUCUUAAACAUGUGGAAUAUCAGGUCACCAGUGACCGUUUUACAGUAUCAGUCUAUCGGCGAUACACCGAUUUUGACGUCUUCCAUGAGCUCCUGCUUCAGAGAUAUGCUUACAGAGUCGUGCCGGCGCUUCCUCCCAAAAGAGCGCUGAAAGGAGUCCUGACCUCCAUGUCAGAGCGAGAGUUCAUUGAAGGGCGGAGACGAGCUCUGGCCAGGUUUCUGAAUCUUGUGGCACGACACCCUGUCUUUUCUGAGGAUGAGCUUGUGAAAACAUUCCUCACCUUCAGUGGCUCGGAUGUCCAAACUAAGCUUAGAGAUGCUUGCAAAAAAUUGGGUGAUGAGUUCAUGACUUGCAAAUAUGCAACGCAGGCCAAGGAUUACCUCCCAGCGGAUAUCCAAAGUCAGUUUUCAUCCAGCAGAGAGCUCAUCAAAAAUAUCCAUAACAGUUUUCAGAAGUUACGUGACAGGGCGGAGAGGAUGUCCGAGCGCUCGAAGGAGAACGCCACCGAUCUGCUGAUGUUUGGGAAGGAGCUCAGUUCUUUGGGAUCAGAUGAGUCACCUGUGCCUAUCCUGGCAUCCUGCAAGAGUCCUUGGGCUGCUCUCAGACGCUCUGUCAAAGGGCUUUCUGUUGAGUUCUCACUUCUGUCUGAAAAAGCUGCCCAACAGGGCAGAAGAGAGGAGGAUGAUGUGGUGGAAAAACUGAAUCUGUUUCUGGACUUGCUGCAGUCGUACAGGGACCUGUGCGAACGGCAUGAAAAGGGGGUCUUGCACGAACACCAGCGAGUGCUGCAGAAGUACGGUGUCAUGAAAAGACAAAUGAUGAGUGCCACGGUCCAGCCUAAAGAACAGGUUUCUGUCGAACAGCUGGAGUCCCGCAUUGUCCAGCAAGAAAACGCCAUUCAGGUCAUGGAGCUGCGCAACUACUUUUCCCUGUUCUGCCUGCACCAGGAGAGCCAGCUCAUAUUCACAUACCUGCCCAUUACAUCCCACAUCCUGGGGGCAUUUGUAGACUCACAGGUGCAAGGACAUAAAGAGAUGGGAGACGUGUGGCAAGAUCUUCAUUCCAAGCUUAAAAGUCUUUUUGGGGACGGUAACGGACAGUGUCCACCUCUCAGCCCAAAAUAGCUUCCCUUCUGUGAUUUCAGAAUCGAAAGAAGACAGUGAACUCCAGCCUGUUUUGAAUAGCAGGAUCUAUUCAGGAACUACAGACAGUCAGUAUUCUUUUUCGCACAGAAUUAUAGGGAAGUACUUCUAUGUAAAUGUGUUAUGUGGCACUUCCCAAAAUAUGUCUGAAUUGAGAAAGGCCCUUAAUUUCCCAGUUUGAACAAACUGACACCUAAAAUUAAAGGCUGAUGUUGUUGAGAAUAAGUUUAGGAAAUGCAACAAGAUGCUACAACAUUGUAUUAAUGUUUAAAACGUAAACUAAUCUGAAAGAGAAAUUUGACAUUGUACAAAACAUUGUGAAAGAUGACCUAUAUCUUCUAUUUUAGUGUAAUACAUAUGUAAUAUAUAAAGAAAUGAGCUGAGAAGCUAAUAGCCAGUCAGUUGAAUAUACUUAGCAAACAUAGGAAAUAGGCAGAAGUGAUGUUAUUCAUUGCAAAAGCGUCAUAUUCUUCCUUGUUUAUGGUUUCAGAUGACAGGGAUUUUUCUGCCAAUCUAAUUGUUGUCUAUUUUUGAAUCUUCAGACUUGCACUUCUUGUGCUUGCAGCUUUGUUUUGUUUUCAUAUUUCAUCUGUAUUUGUAAGUAAUAUUUACACUACCAUUCAAAAGCUAGUAAGAUAUUCAGCAAGAAUGUAAGAUUUUAUUUUUUGAAAGAAAGUAAAACUUUUAUUCAGCCUGAGCACAAUAUAUUUAGCAAAAGUCACAGUGAAGACAUUUGUGACCCUGGACCACAAAACCAGUCUUAAGUCGCUGGGCUAUAUUUGUAGCAAUAGCCAGAAAUCUUUCUUUUAUGGCAAAAAUCAUUAGGAAAUUAAGUAAAGAUCAUGUUCAAUGAAGAUAUUUUGUAAAAUUCCUACUGUAAAUGUAUGAAAACUUAAUUUUUGAUUAGUAAUAUACAUUAUUAAGUAUAUUAUUUGGACAACUUUAAAGGCGAUUUUCUCAAUAUUUUGAUUUUUUUUUUACACCCUCAGAAUCCAGAUUUUAAAAUAGUUGUAUCUCGGCCAAAUAUUGUCAUAUCCUAGCUUUCAGAUGAUGUACAAAGCUCAAUUUUGAAAAAUUGACCAUUAUGACUGGUUUUGUGAUCCAGGGUCACAUUUGUAGUGUUACAAAAGAUUUCUAUCUCAAGUAAAUGCUGUUCGUUUGUACUUCCUGUUCAUUAGAGAAUCCUGAAAAAAUGUAUCACGGUUUCCACAACUGUUUCCAACACUGACAACAAAUGUUUCUUGAGCAGCAAGUCAGCAUACACUUGCAUUCUUGCUGAGCGUUACCAUGAAGUAUUUGAUCUUUUUAACAGUAGUGUAUACAGAUGAACACUUUCAAACUACUCUGACAGUUCUGUCAAAUGUGAAAUGUAUUUUCUGUAGUUAAGCCUGAGCCUGGAGAGUCUUUAAAUCAAGGAAUAACUACAAUGGGCAUGAAAUUACUACUUAUUAUUAGCUGCUCUGUACACCAAAGGCCUGUUUUCAUUCAAUAAAUCAAUCUAAUUUGCUAGUAAGCUAUCAUGUGAACUAUACUUCACGAUAUGUCAGAUUUGUUUAAAAAAAAGUUUUACUUUCAGUUUACCAUAAUGUUGUAUAGAUGACAUUGCUGUUGGCUGAUAAUGCAUGUAUCAUGCAUAUUUUUGUCUUAAUUGUUUAACAUUCCCUUUAGCCGAAUUUAUUAUCAGUUGUAAAUGUUUAAAUUUUAUGCUUGGCACAAGUAAAGAAUUAAAGAAAUGAGA
This is a messenger RNA of Labeo rohita (rohu), 3433 nucleotides long. RefSeq names its product sorting nexin 8a (gene snx8a). The transcript is spliced from 13 exons. The coding region runs from base 118 to 1677 and encodes 519 amino acids. Lineage: Eukaryota; Metazoa; Chordata; Actinopteri; Cypriniformes; Cyprinidae. Gene Ontology annotation, biological process: retrograde transport, endosome to Golgi. The record is from RefSeq and is a predicted model, not a curated record. Gene Ontology annotation, molecular function: phosphatidylinositol binding.